Molecule: messenger RNA, 2076 nt
Organism: Asparagus officinalis (garden asparagus)
Lineage: Eukaryota; Viridiplantae; Streptophyta; Magnoliopsida; Asparagales; Asparagaceae
Product: premnaspirodiene oxygenase-like
Exons: 2
Coding region: 360-1967 (535 amino acids)
Molecular function (GO): heme binding; oxidoreductase activity, acting on paired donors, with incorporation or reduction of molecular oxygen; monooxygenase activity
Source: RefSeq, a predicted model, not a curated record
AGCCUGGCCAUCUUGAUAAGUACUAUUUCGCUAUUCUAUUUAUUAAUGAGAGUCGGUCACGAUCUUUCGGAGCCUAACUUAAUAUAUCAGCCGGCUGUAAUUUCCUCUCCCUCAACUACUUACAAAUCCUUUCAUAAUCAUUGUAUCAUUUUUUAUUCGUUUUUAUUUUUUAAUUAUGGAUUGUGAUAAAGGGACAUAAUCUAACUGUUAUAAUUUUUAUUUGGCAUUAUACUAGUUAGCUAUGUUGGGUAUCCCCUAGAAGAAAGUCUAUAUCUUAGAACAAAUAAUUGAAUUCUAAGAACUAGCUCAGUCAAUCUGCAGGCUCUGGAAUCUUGUCAAAGGAAUAAAUAUUUUAUCAAAUGGUUGGAACUAGCUUAUUCAAUUUGCAGGCCAUGGAAUCUUCAGAAAUGAAUAUAUACUGGUGCAUUACAGCUCCAAGGAACUCCACCAACAUGGAAAUCUUAUUCAUUGUACUCCUACUCCCCUUUCUCUUCAUUCUCAUCAAACAAUUUACAGUAUCCAAGCAUGAAGGGAGCAUAAAACUCCCUCCAGGCCCAUGGAAGCUUCCGAUUAUUGGAAAUAUACACCAGCUAUGCAGCGGACAUGAUCUGCCUCACAAAUUGCUCCAUAAUCUAGCAACCAAACAUGGCCCUCAUCUCAUGUAUCUAAAACUCGGACAACUGGACCACAUCAUCGUUUCUUCUCCUGAAGCUGCCAAAGAGAUCUUUAAGAAUCAUGAUACUAAUUUCUCCUCCCGACCCUCUCUUAUCGCCUCAAAAAUCAUAUGCUACAAUAACACAGAUAUUGCUUUCUCUCCCUAUGGUAGCUACUGGCGACAGCUUCGCAAGAUAUGUGUUCUUGAACUGUUAAGUUCUCGACAAGUGAAGGCAUCUUGUUUAAUAAGAGAACAAGAGGCUUUCAAUUUAGUUAAGGCAAUCUCUGCAGUGAAAAACUCGACAGUUAACCUCACUGAGAGGUUUGGCUCCUUAACAAACACGAUCACAUCAAGAACUGCAAUUGGUUCAAAGUGUGAACAUGGAGAAAGAUUCAUAUCUGCAUCGAGAAAAGCGGAUGAUUCAUCCCCUGGGUUUAAUAUUGCAGAUUUCUAUCCAUCGUUGGGAUUUGUGAGUGAACUUACUGGAGUAAGUUCGAAGUUGAGAAAGUGUCAUGAGGAGAUGGAUGAGAUUCUUGAUGACAUAAUUGAGGAGCAUUGUGUUAAGAGAAGAGAUACAGUUAGUAGCGAAGGAGAGGAAAAGGUUGAAGAGGAUUUGGUGGAUAUUUUGUUGUCAAUUCAGGAGAAUGGCGAUUUGGAGUUUCCUCUCACGAGGACCAACAUCAAGGCUGUAAUCCACGACAUGUUUUCUGGAGGAACUUUAACAACAUCCACAACCUUAGAUUGGACGAUGUCAGAGCUAAUGAGACACCCAGAAGUAAUGAAGAAAGUACAAUCAGAAGUACGACGAGUUCUAAAGGGCAAAAAGAAGAUCGAAGAAGAAGACAUAAAACCCUUGUAUUACAUGAAACUAGUCAUCAAAGAGACUCUAAGGCUUCACCCUCCACUUCCUUUGCUUCUGCCAAGAAUGUGCACCAAAUCCUGCACAGUACUAGGAUACAAAAUCCCUGAAGGCAGCAGAGUGCUAUUUAAUGCAUGGGCGAUAGGAAGAGAUUCUAGGUAUUGGGAUGAUAGUGAACAAUUUAAACCGGAGAGAUUUGAUGGAGAUUCUGUUGAUUAUAUUGGUAGUAACUUUGAUUAUGUGCCCUUUGGUGGUGGAAGAAGAAUUUGUCCUGGGACGACUUUUGCAAUGGCAACUGUUGAGCUUGUGCUUGCAUUUCUACUGUUUUACUUUGAUUGGGAGCUUCCUGAUGGAAUGAAGCCUGAAGAUCUUGAUAUGAUCGAGUCGUUAGGGAUGGCAACAGCGAGGAAGUUUGAUCUGUGCUUGAUUGCCAAACCUCAAAUGUUAUCAUGAUUUUAAUCAAGACUUUUGUUUGCAGAACAAGGAAUGUUGCAGUUGUUGAAUUGUAGUGUAGAAUGAUUGUUGAGAUUGUCAUAACCAGUGUUAUCAAUGUGCAAGAUGC